Molecule: messenger RNA, 1213 nt
Organism: Trifolium pratense (red clover)
Lineage: Eukaryota; Viridiplantae; Streptophyta; Magnoliopsida; Fabales; Fabaceae
Product: probable UDP-3-O-acylglucosamine N-acyltransferase 2, mitochondrial
Exons: 10
Coding region: 132-1007 (291 amino acids)
Biological process (GO): lipid A biosynthetic process
Source: RefSeq, a predicted model, not a curated record
AAAUUAGGGAGGGCAAUAAAGGACAAUAUUUGUAGACUCGAUCGGAGACAAAACAAUUCGCGAAGCAACACCUCUGUGGAACCAUCUUCCUCGUACACGUACGUACUUGUCUAGUGACCAGUGAGUGAGUGAUGACAACUAUGGCUGCUGUAACUGGAAGAAAAUUACUUUCCUUUACUCGUUCAACUCCAACCCCUUUUCUCAAUUUCAAUCAAAAUCUAAACUUUCUCUAUAUUCUCUCUUCUCAUCCUCGUUUCUCUACUACUACUACUACUUCUUCUUCCGAUAGUUUUGGAGCUUUCAGUGAUGGUAAAUUUAAGAAAUGGCAAAAUGGGGGUGGCAUUUUUCAUGAAUCAGCUUGUAUUGACUCAACAGCGUUUCUAGAUGUUGGUGCUAUUGUUCAUUCUCAAUCUGUUGUUGCUUCAAAUGUUCGUAUUGGUUCUGGAACUGUUGUUGGUCCUUCUGUUUCUAUUGCUCAUUCAACACAAAUUGGGUUUAAUGUCUCACUUAGUAAUUGCAGUAUAGGUGAUUCAUGUGUAAUUCACAACGGAGUCUGCAUUGGUCAAGAUGGGUUUGGAUUUUAUGUGGAUGGUGAUGGUAAUAUGGUAAAGAAGCCUCAGACAUUGAAUGUAAUAAUAGGGAACAAUGUGGAAAUUGGUGCAAAUACAUGCAUUGACAGGGGCAGCUGGAGAGAUACAUUUAUUGGGGACAACUCGAAGAUAGAUAAUUUAGUUCAGAUUGGCCAUAAUGUAGUUAUUGGGAAGAAUUGUAUGCUUUGUGGACAAGUUGGUAUUGCAGGCUCAGCAACCAUAGGAGACUAUGUGACAAUGGGAGGAAGGGUAGCAGUGCGAGAUCAUGUAUCGAUUGCAUCAAAGGUUCGGCUUGCCGCGUUAAGUUGUGUAACCAAGAACAUCACAGAACCUGGGGACUAUGGUGGCUUUCCAGCUGUUUCUAUUCACAAAUGGCGGAGGCAAGUUGCCAGUGGUUUUGUAGUUAGGGGAGUGUAGUUGCUCGAGUCACAAAAUCAAUAUGUAGUGAGCUCAGUUUUUUAUACUAAAUCUUAGGUUUGUUAAGCAUGCCUUUACUUUGCAAGUUCAAAAUGUGUCUUAGAUAAUGAAUUAUGUGUUCCAUACGAUUUACGCCUGAUAUGUGCAACAUAAUUUCUUAUAUAUGGAAGAAAUUUUCUUUAACAGCAUAAAUCCAAAAUCUCUAA